UCAAUCUUCCAUCCCUUUAGCCAUCCAUCCCCUAAAUAUCCACCAUGGAAACCUUUCUGAAGAAUUCCCCACACCAAGAAGAACACAUAUUCCGUAGCCGGUAUGGGAAUGUCCCAGUCCCUGAAAACACCACAUUGCCUGAAUUUGUACUCCAAAAUGCCGAAUUGUAUGCUGAUAAAGUUGCAUUUGUGGACGCUAAAACUCAUAAAGAGAUAACCUACGGGGAGGUUGUAAGAAACACAAGGAGGUUUUCAAUGGCUCUAAGGUCACUCGGCCUCAGGAAAGGACACGUCGUCAUUGUUGUACUCCCUAACGUCGCCGAGUACGCCAUAAUCGCUCUCGGAAUAAUGUCUGCUGGUGGAGUGUUUUCUGGUGCAAACCCAGCAGCUCAUGCCUCGGAAAUUAAGAAACAAGUUGAGGCUGCUAAAGCAAAGCUAAUUGUCACAAAUGCAGCAAACCAUGAAAAGGUAAAAGGGUUAGAGGUACCGGUAAUUGUGGUGGGUGAAGAAAUCAUAGAAGGUUCUAUCAACUGGAACAAUCUACUGGAAGCAGCGGACCGAGCCGGGACGAGUUUGAGCAAAGAACAAGUCCAUCAAACCGAUCUCUGUGCACUUCCAUUCUCAUCAGGCACUACAGGGAUAUCCAAAGGUGUAAUGCUGACCCACAGAAACCUCGUAGCCAAUCUCUGCUCCACACUCUUUGGAAUAAAACCAGAGAUGGUCGGCAAAGUCACCGUGCUCGGUCUAAUGCCCUUCUUCCACAUAUACGGAAUCACCGGGAUUUGCUGUGCGACGCUUAGAAACAAAGGGAAAGUGGUGGUCAUGGGGAGGUACGAGCUGAGAACGUUUUUGGACGCGUUGAUUACAGAGGAAGUCACUUUCGCACCCAUUGUGCCUCCGAUUAUCUCGGACUUGGUUAAGAAACCGGUUGUUGAUGAAUUUGAUCUGAGCCGGCUCAAACUCCAAGCCGUCAUGAGUGCGGCGGCUCCUCUGGCGCCGGAGCUACUCAAUGCCUUUCAGACCAAGUUUCCGGGCGUCCUGGUCGAAGAGGCUUAUGGACUGACGGAGCAUAGCUGUAUAACUCUCACCCAUGGAGACCCUGAAAAAGGGUUUGGCAGAUCAAAGAGAAACUCGGUCGGAUUCAUCCUUCCUAAUCUGGAAGUGAAAUUCAUUGAUCCUGAAACUGGUAGAUCUCUCCCCAAGAACACCCCUGGGGAAAUCUGUGUCAGGAGCCAAUGUGUGAUGAAAGGCUACUAUAAUAACGACGAGGAAACUGCAAGAACUAUUGACAAGGAAGGGUGGCUACAUACUGGUGAUAUUGGCUAUAUAGACAAUGAUGGAGAUAUCUUUAUUGUAGACCGCAUCAAGGAAAUAAUCAAGUACAAAGGUUUCCAAGUUGCUCCUGCUGAACUGGAAGCUAUCCUUCUUACUCAUCCUUCAAUUGAGGACGCUGCAGUUUUCCCACUACCUGAUGCGGAAGCAGGGGAGAUUCCAGCUGCGUGUGUUGUGAUGGCCAAUGGCGUAAAAGAGAGCGAGGAAGACAUUGUCAACUAUGUCGCCUCUAAUGUCGCCCACUACAAGAAAGUUAGGGUGGUCAACUUUGUGGAAACCAUACCAAAGUCACCAUCUGGGAAGAUUAUGAGGAGGAUUGUCAAGGACCAGAUGAUUCAAAAGAUAGAGGCAAGCUCAAAAACCAAUCAAAAAUUGUUCAAAUGAUAACAAGUAUUUUUAGCAAUUUCCUGUCUCUUUGAUAUACUUUGGUUGAACUUGUACUUUGUUUAGUCUGUGUUUCUUCUAGAUAAUAACUCUGUUUGAGUACAAAA
Messenger RNA from Ziziphus jujuba (common jujube), 1822 nucleotides. RefSeq names its product 4-coumarate--CoA ligase-like 1. The coding region runs from base 45 to 1715 and encodes 556 amino acids. The transcript is spliced from 6 exons. Gene Ontology annotation, biological process: fatty-acyl-CoA biosynthetic process. Gene Ontology annotation, molecular function: long-chain fatty acid-CoA ligase activity. The record is from RefSeq and is a predicted model, not a curated record. Lineage: Eukaryota; Viridiplantae; Streptophyta; Magnoliopsida; Rosales; Rhamnaceae.